Molecule: messenger RNA, 1463 nt
Organism: Pollicipes pollicipes
Lineage: Eukaryota; Metazoa; Arthropoda; Thecostraca; Pollicipedomorpha; Pollicipedidae
Product: protein transport protein sec31
Exons: 3
Coding region: 1-909 (302 amino acids)
Source: RefSeq, a predicted model, not a curated record
AUGCAGACGAUGCUGAGCCGCGGGGUGGGCGUCGGCACACAGACGGGGCCGGCGUGGCCGCUGUGUGAGGUGAGCGGCGCGGUGCCGCCGCCGGCGCCGACCGCCAGCGCCGCGCCGCGCCGCUUCCACGGUCACCGGCUGCGUGGGCGCGCCGACGCCGGCCACCCGCCGCGCCCCAUGCCGACUUCCAGAGAUGGCUCUCCGACGGCCGCGCUCCGCGACCCGAGGACGGCGGCCAUUUCUGUACCGGCAGACGUCGGCCUGGCCAGUGGUGCCUCGGACUUCCCCAUGACGUCCAGCAGUGAGUCAGGGACGUCCGUGCGCUCCGGGCACUUCGCUUCGCUGGACGCCAUGGCCGGGGCCGAGCCGCCGGUGCGGCCUAGUCAGUCGUCCCCGGCGCCGGGGAAGGGACGUGAUGUGGGACCGGGUCUGGUGUGGGGUGUUUGGACGGCGCGGCGUCGGACCGCCUCACCGGAGAAGGAGGCGGCUGAACUGAGCUGGUGUGUGGCUGGGAUCCAGCCGCCGACCCCGGCGUCUGGCCCCCCAUCGAGCUCGCCCCCGCUCCAGGCAAAAGCUGAUGUUCUGAGGGGGUGGCUGACCUCGACUGACCCGCUCAGACGACCUGACGAUCCUUCACCUCCGCCGGGUGAUGUGCAGGCGCGGCUGGAUGUCUUGCACCAACAGCUGAUCCCCUGGUCCUCGUCUUCGGCCAAGAAGCGUUCAGACCAGUUCGGCCUGCGCUCUGCGCGGGACGCCUGUGUGACGGUCGACCACGGUCGCAGCCUGCUCGGUCGCCCAGCCAGCUCGCCGGAGGACUGCUGUGGCGACGGUGGCGUCGCCUCGUGGCCCGCCGGCAGCACCAUCACAGACUCUGACAUGGACCUGGACUCGGACGCCGAGUUCGGUUGAUGCUCCGCGCGUGUGCAGUGCUGGGACGGAAUGUGAGGCGGGGUCAUCUGAGUUGCCUUUGCGCGAGGAAUUUAGUGAUUACGGCUUCGCGGCUAAGGCUGUGGGAUUGUUUGUUCUAGGCACGCAGUACUUUUUAUAUGAUGAUGUUCCCAGAUGCAGAGCAGCGUCACAUUUACAUAGUUGCGUACGUAGUUCGUUUUUCAUAGGGUUGUUUCAUGUCAGUCAGAGUUGCAGGACAUUUGUUAUGGGCAUUGUAUAACAGGCAGUGCUUGUGACAUUGUUUUACUGACCAAGAAUACACGUCAAUCCAGUGCAUUGUGUGAACGAUGUUUACAUGAUCUAAACGGUCCUGGCCCUGACGUAGGUGUGCGGCAUGUGUGGAUGUCAGUGCAUAGUUGGGUGAGAUAACAGUAAGCAGGAGUGUUCCUCAACUUAUGGUGUGCAUUAUUUUGUCAUGCGCCCUAGUGCGGCCUGGGAUCUUGAAUUCCUUCCGCAGGUGGUAUAAUAAUUCAGUAAUGGCCGUUCCCGAUUGUUCAAAUAAACCAAUGAUCAUA